AUGAAUAACUUGAACCACGUAUUAGAAACAUUAAGUGAGCAAGGAUAUCAAUUUGCUUUCUUUCUAAAAAAGCAAAAGGUUUCAACUAGUAACACUAAAACUAGCUCCCAAAUUUAUAAGCCUCCUGAUAAUUUUUUUUCUCAUAUAUUUAUCAGCUCACCUUUAGAGCAAACUUUUCCAGUUCCCAUUCAGAAUCUAGUUAAUAAUGAUGAAAAAAACGUAACAAAAUUUAGGAGAUUGCCCAAAAAUCAAAUUCAAAAUUUUAAGCAUCUCAGUCUAAAUUUAAAUAACAAAAGAGAACUACAGUCUUAUAUAUACAACGGUUUAAAAUUAUUAAGACAAGUCCCAUGUAAAACGAUUUCAAAAAUUUGGAUUAAAAUUAUUGAACCAAAGAAGAAAACCAAAUUUCCAUACAUCAAAGGAAAUAGCACUAAGCCUGAAUGGUGGCCAAGUGACGUAGAGCAUAGGGAACCUGAUCAUUUACAAAAGCCAGAUCGGUUGAAGUUAAUGGUUUCAAUACUAGUCGAUGUAUUACCAAUGUUACAGGACGAAGAUAUUUUAGAUGAACUAAUUAGAACAACACACGCUCUUUCAAUUUUUAAGAGAGAUAAAGCCAAGAAUCAUGUUCUUAAUAGUAUGUUUGAUAUAUGUAGAACACUUUGCAACAGAUAUAAUAAAAAUUAUUCUUGCGAGCCUGAUACCAUCGAAGUAAUCGAAAUAAAUCAACUUCAAAAGAAGCCUGAGCCACUACAAUCAUUAUCAGCACCUUAUGUAAAAGAGCAUACGCUAGAUACUCAGUCUAAUAUACUUCCAAUAGCUUCAUCGAGUACAAAUCCCAUUAAGAGAAAUGUCAAUUUCAAUUUACAAAGUAGAAGACAGAAGAUAGGUUCGCCGCUUAGACACCAAUUAAUUGUCUCACCAUUAGUUGCCUCAAAUAAAAAAUUUUCCCCACUAAAGAGUGCCUUAAUAAUCAAGACUCCAAUCAAUGAAGAAACAGGACUAAUGAAUCAAGAAAUUCCAACCACCAUUGCUCAAAUUAUAACCACAGAAUAUCAGUCACCUAAAGAUACUAAAAGUACACAUUCAGAUGAAACUAUCACGGUACCGACGCCGAUGUUGGUAGAUUUGUUACUGGAAACAGAUCCUGUAAUAAAUGGCUAUUUCGAAACUCUAGGCCCUUUAACUCUUUCGACCAUAAUUGAUGAUCAAAGUAACAAUCAGAAUUGCUUGCCGGACAUCAAUACAGAUAUGUUUUCAUAA
Messenger RNA from Henningerozyma blattae CBS 6284, 1260 nucleotides. RefSeq lists its product as uncharacterized. The transcript has a single exon. The coding region runs from base 1 to 1260 and encodes 419 amino acids. NCBI's taxonomy places the organism in Eukaryota, Fungi, Ascomycota, Saccharomycetes, Saccharomycetales, Saccharomycetaceae. The record is from RefSeq and is a predicted model, not a curated record.